AUGAAUAGGAAUAACAUGGCUGAGCUGGACCCUUACCCCGAGCUUCCUGAUUCGCGCAGCAUUCGGGCCAUCAAGUUACAUGGCGCCACCAGCCCCAGCGACGAUAUUCGAUUCGACCUGAUCACCCUGUCUCUCGAUGCUCCGCUGCCGUAUGAGGCGAUCUCAUACACAUGGUCGGGGCAACCCCUUGACCGACCUGUCUACGCCAAUGGCAGAGAGUAUCUCGUCACUAGAAAUGCCGAGGACGUCAUGAGGAGACUACGCCCAAACAAGCCUGAGCAUUCUCGUCAUCUGUGGAUUGAUGCCAUCUGCAUUAAUCAGAAAGACGACAGAGAAAAGGCAGUGGAGGUACAGCUUAUGUAUGAGAUUUAUGCAAAUGCAGAGCGUGUCAAUAUUUGGCUUGGCCAAGGAUCACCAUCAACUGCUCUGGCCCUCAAAUGGCUGAGGUGGUACAGCUGGACAUUUUCUCCAGUCUGGAAAGCUCAGACAAAAUAUGCCGGGGGUAUCACAUCUGCGGGUUCAAUUUUCAUCAGGCUGCUUCUGUGCAUCGCCGUAAUAUGCAUGUCAUGUGUUUGCGCAUGUAUCAUGCUGCUUGUUGGGGCCGUAGUCUUGUUUCCUUUCGGGUUGCUAUCCGUCUUCAAAAGUGGGCGGUCUUCUUACUCCCCAUUUCAGCUUCUUCAACUAACACAUACUGUUCCAGGCUACAAAAAGCAGUUCCAAGAUGGCUUGGCUGACUUGGCGUCCAUGGAAUACUGGGAGAGAGCUUGGACAGUUCAAGAAGCAAACGCCAACGAAAUGUGCUUUAUUCUAUGCGGAUCGUCUGCGCCGCUUCGGCUUGAUCUAUUCUACAUGAGCCAUUAUAUGAUCCCGCCGAUAUAUAUCUUCAGCCUCCUUAACAACAGCAAACUAAAUCAACGCUAUAGCUUGCACAUACUUGACAUAUUUCACACCCAUGUACAGGCAGAGUUUGGCACCCAGGUCUUUGACGUUCUUUGUAAGACAAAAGCAACGAUAGCCAAAGAUAAGCUGUUCGCCAUAAGGGCCAUGUUUCCUGACAGUCUGGGUGCAUUGACUAUCGACUAUUCAUUAUCUGACAGCGAUACUUAUACCGAAGCCGCCCGUAUUGUUUUAGAGGAGACUCAGAACGUCGAAUUCUUUAGAUAUGCUUGCCAGCCUGGUCGAGAGGACAAUUUUCCCAGUUGGGUGCCUUCAUGGUCGGCGCUUAUCGACAUUCCAGAUUGGAUCUGUAAAUUUGCGCCAGCGACAAUAUCUCAGGAGGCUAUUAUAACAGAGGACGAUGAUACGAAUGUACUCAAGUUGAAGGGACGGCGGGUUGAUAAAGCUGCGUCUGCUAUCAGUGAGAGGUUUCCAAGUGUAACACCUUUGCAAGUCCCGUGGUCACGCUCGUUGGAUCUCAAUGUCGCGCGCGAGGCCUUCGUGGUCUUUAGGGAAUGGGUACAUGCAACUGGGGCGGCAAACAACGAGGACCCCUGCAUGCAUCGACUGGCAUGGAUGAUAUCUCAAAUGAUCAAACUGGAUGUCAAUGACGUUUUGUCUUGGUUUCAAUUGACAUGGGCCGAGGACAAUUUUGGUAUGGAGAAGCUGUGGGACUACGGACUGCAUGGGGGAGAAGUCUGCGAUUCACGAAAGUUCACCGUGAAUUUCUUGCAAAUGGUCAGUGGUAGGUCGCUUUUCGUGACGGAAGCGGGAAGAGUCGGGAUGUCAACUUUGGUAAUAUAUCCGGGAGACGAAAUUGCGCUGUUUACAGGCGAAAAGCUGCCAUACGUUAUUCGCAAAAGUCUCGACUGUCCAGACAAAUACAGGCUAGUAGCACCGUGUUGGUUAAGCGGCGCCCUCAUGGGUGAAGAGUGGCCGGGUUGGAAUGGGCAGCUGGAGGACUUGGAAGAUAUUGAACUAGUUUAA
This is a messenger RNA of Trichoderma aggressivum f. europaeum, 1923 nucleotides long. RefSeq lists its product as uncharacterized. The record is from RefSeq and is a predicted model, not a curated record. Bases 1 to 1923 code for a protein of 640 amino acids. Lineage: Eukaryota; Fungi; Ascomycota; Sordariomycetes; Hypocreales; Hypocreaceae. The transcript has a single exon.